Hypoxylon trugodes is the source of this 1775-nucleotide messenger RNA. RefSeq names its product HET-domain-containing protein. NCBI's taxonomy places the organism in Eukaryota, Fungi, Ascomycota, Sordariomycetes, Xylariales, Hypoxylaceae. The coding region runs from base 423 to 1496 and encodes 357 amino acids. The record is from RefSeq and is a predicted model, not a curated record. The transcript has 2 exons.
GCUCACCUAGGUUGGCAAAACCUGGAAGCUUAACACAGGCCCGACUGUUCAAUCACUGGCUCAAUGACUGCGAUAAGAACCACGGAGAAACUUGUAGGGUACCAAACACUCGAAGACACCCUCCGAAAAGACUAAUCGAUGUCUCGUCGAACACCCUGAGACUCGUUUGCCACCCGGAUAUACGCCAUGACUCCUAUGUCAUUUUGUCACAUCCAUGGGGUAACAAAGUCCCAUUCUGCACGACCAAGUCUAAUAUCGAACAAUUCAAAUUAUCGAUUUGCUACGACAUACUGCCGAAGAACUUUCAAGAUGCAGUGACGGUGACACGGAGUCUCCAUAUUAAGUACUUAUGGAUUGAUUGUCUCUGCAUCAUACAGGCAGAAAAGGGAGACGGAGGAGACUUUAGAAUUGAGUCUCAGUUCAUGGAGGAUUACUUUAGCGGCGCUUACUGUACAAUUGCUGCAGAUACUGCUGACGGACCAGACAGCGGAUUUCUAAGAGAACGACCGGUAACUGGAGAUAAGGCUAGGAAGUGCCAUUUGUUCCAAAGCAAUCCCGGUAGCCCCGAAUCGGCUCUUUACAUAUGCAAUAACAUCGACGACUUCGCCCGUGAUGUCGAGAGAAGUUACCUUAACACGCGCGGCUGGGUGUUUCAGGAGCGGGCGCUCUCGAGACGUACCAUCCACUUCACCGACACCCAAGCCUACUGGGAGUGUGGUCGUGGAGUACGUUGCGAGACCUUGAAUAGGAUUUUCAACCGGAAAUCAUCGUUCCUAUCUGAUCCUAAGUUUCCCUAUUCUGCCAUUCAAUUCUACGAAGGCAUGCGGAUCAAAUUCUUCCAGUGUCUCUACUCGAGAUAUUCGACUCUUGAUUUCUCGCAUGAAGUCGACCGAUCGGUAGCCAUGUUCGGCAUCGAGAGACGACUAGCGAAGACCUAUGGUGUACCGGGGUACGGCAUCUUGGGCGGAAAUUACCUUUAUCAAAGUCUACUUUGGCAGGCAAUGGAUGCAAAUAAACCACUUCGAAAAAUUAAUUAUAAAGAUGGUAACAAACCUCCUUCUUGGUCUUGGAUGGCGGUCACGGGCCCAAUCAAGUAUAUGGACGCUCCGAAAGAUACGAUGGUAUGGGACUAUACUAUCAAAUCGCCAUUGAAGGACCAGUCAGUAAGAGCUGAUAUUGCGAAUUUGCCCUUGAAGGAUCCAUUAAUCUCAGACUUUAUGGUUCAGGCGAGAGAUAUUAAGCUGUCGAAGGAAAUAGACACUCAAUGCUUCAUUUACGACAGACCUGAGUAUAAAGACAACAAGUUAGUUGAAGAAAAGUUGAAAUGUGUUAUUAUUGGGUGUGAAAAAAAAGAAAGUGGGGAUUUGCCCUCUAAUUGGUAUACUCUUCUUAUAAUCCCGACAGGCACGACUGGAGAUUACGAGAGGAUAGGGGUCGCGCACAUGACGGCAAAGGCGAUUGACCUAGCGAACGGGAUUGACGUACGGAUUGUUUAGUAUGGAUGUGAACUCCGUCCUCAUACGUACCUACCUAGUAGGUAAGCAAGUCCUUACGGGUCGAGCUAGAUGUUCUUUUCUAUGUCUGUACUAUAGUGUUAGGUUAUAAUUAUAUCGGUGUCUAGACUUAACAAGUAAAACGACGAGGUUGAUUGGGAGGUGUAAGAUAAACUGUUAGAUCCAGGCCUCUAAAUAGAUCGCUUAAGAUGAUUAAAUACACAUAACCAUUCUAUUUUUCCUUGCUUUUAACCAUAUAAUGCCUAUUUUAGGAUAUCUAAC